AUGUCAAAAUUUAUGGUUAUAUUUAUAUUCAAUGACAUAAAUUCCCAUAAUUCCCAUUUGAAUCCCUAUAAAAGCCCUUGUGUUGUCAUCGCUUCACUUAGUCAAGCAUUUAAGAUGAAGAUCAUCGAAGUUCUUAGCAUCCUGCUGUCCUGUGCGAUCCUGGGAUAUGGAACAAACUCUGUUUCACUCCUUGAACCCAAUUGCGGACCUUCGAUUUCAUCAUCGAGGAGGGGAGCAACGAUGAAAAUAGUCGGAGGCGUGACAGCCGAUAGAUACGGAAAUCCAUGGAUGGCAUAUAUCAACAGCUCCUUGGGGGCGUGUGGCGGUUCCCUUAUCACAAACCGCUUUGUGCUCAGUGCUGCUCAUUGCAUGAGUAAUCCUCCAACUCCAACGACGGUUUACUUGGGCGAGUUUGAUAGGUCUCGCAGGACUGCAAAUGCCAUUCAAAUUCCCGCCGAUAGACAAAUACCUCAUCCGCAGUAUGCAUAUACCAAGGAAGACAUCAAGAACGAUAUAGGCCUGUUUCGGCUAGCCAGGAUAGUGCAAUAUACAGACUUUAUCAGGCCCAUCUGUAUACCAACCAACUUUAGUCCCUUGGCUCAGACUUCGCGUCUGACUGCCACUGGCUGGGGUAAAACGGGAGACGGAGUUCCGAGCAAUGUGCUGAUGACAACCACCUUGACGCAACACGAUCGCGAGACUUGCUCCUCCAGCUACGACACCAUCGUGGAUACAUCUCAGAUUUGUGCCGGAUCCCCGAGCUCCGAUACUUGCGAUGGAGAUUCGGGAGGUCCCAUCACAACCGUUUAUCGCAUCGACGGCAGAAAUCGCGUCAUUCAGCUCGGAAUUGUCAGUUAUGGAGAUAGAUCCUGCAAAUCGGUGGGGGUCUAUACAAAUGUGUUUCACUAUAUGGCCUGGAUCGGGACUACCAUUCAACAGGGAGGAGAUCAACACACACCAGCACCAACCCAAAGCCCGUCACAUAAUAUUAAUAAUAAUACUAGUUACCCUUCUCCUCCUCCUAGUUACCCACCUCCUUCUUCUGCUAGUUACCCCCCUACUUAUUCUCCUAGUUACUCUCCGACUGCUUCUCCUACUUACACUAAUUUCAAUUAUCCAACUUAUCCAACUUAUCCAACUUAUCCAACUUAUCCAACUUAUCCAAAUUAUCAAACUUAUCCAACUCAUCCAACUUAUCCUCCCGGUUACUAUCCAUAUGUGAUUUAUGGUUAAUUCAAAAAUUUUUUAAAUUU
Drosophila kikkawai is the source of this 1253-nucleotide messenger RNA. Its product is annotated as duodenase-1-like. The record is from RefSeq and is a predicted model, not a curated record. NCBI's taxonomy places the organism in Eukaryota, Metazoa, Arthropoda, Insecta, Diptera, Drosophilidae. Gene Ontology annotation, biological process: proteolysis. Gene Ontology annotation, molecular function: serine-type endopeptidase activity.